AACCGUCUCUUCUUCAAUCCAUUCCAUUUAAUUUCUCCCUCAUGUCCGCCGCUCUCUCUUUCUCUCGAGUCUGAAACCCUAAUUUCUUUCUUCGCCUGAAUUCUCCAUCUCACGCCUGCCGCCCCUCGUCGCCUUGUUAGGCUGUAAGCCGCCGCCCCCUCUGAAUUCGUCUCUCACCGAUUUGGCCUCCACCAUCGUCCCCGAUUGAAAAAUCCCAAUGAUGUAAACCCUUACCAAAAUCAGAUCUGUCUCUAUCUUCGUCUUCUGCCUGUCGUCUCUCUCUCUCUGUGAGUCUACCUUCAAAAUCUGAGGGAUCUAACCGAAGGAUGUCGAAAAACUACGGUGAUUCAUAUGAUUGGGAAUGGAUGGCUUCUUUACAGACAUGGAUCGAGGUCAAGGUGAUUGAAGAUCGAAUCAGAGAACGGGGUCGCUUGGCUUUAGCCCAACAAGGUAAAGGCCCUAUCAUUACUCCUAUGGUCUCCGAUGAACUGCCUGUAUCAUCUUCUCCUGCUAAUUGUGAUGCUUACCCCGAUUCCUUUUUUCUGUGUGAGGAAAAUUGGCAACACAGGGAAAUGGGUGAUGCGGAGUUGCGGAUGUUAAAAAUCCUGCUUCCUGCCUUUUUUCUGCUGCCCAAAGUCGACUAAUGGUCCGGCGGGAACUCUUCCACUUUUGCACCGCUGCAGUGAGCUUCCCUCUGCCCGGUUUGCCGUUUUUGCUCCCUUCAAGAAGAAAUUGAAGUAUGGCUGCCCUCUCAAAGGAAGAAAGAUCCUUUCUUCUAGCCAUUGAAGUUUUUUUUUCUUUCUGAUUUUAGGAGUUAGCUGCUGUUUUUUUUAUCUGAAAUGUAUCCCUAUUUAUAAAGGGCUGAACUUACUGCACUUUUUAAAAGUGAGGGAGAU
Messenger RNA from Salvia miltiorrhiza (redroot sage), 896 nucleotides. RefSeq lists its product as uncharacterized. Lineage: Eukaryota; Viridiplantae; Streptophyta; Magnoliopsida; Lamiales; Lamiaceae. The transcript has 2 exons. The coding region runs from base 327 to 644 and encodes 105 amino acids. The record is from RefSeq and is a predicted model, not a curated record.